This is a messenger RNA of Helianthus annuus (common sunflower), 1209 nucleotides long. Its product is annotated as serine/threonine-protein kinase STY17. Bases 49 to 288 code for a protein of 79 amino acids. NCBI's taxonomy places the organism in Eukaryota, Viridiplantae, Streptophyta, Magnoliopsida, Asterales, Asteraceae. The record is from RefSeq and is a predicted model, not a curated record. Gene Ontology annotation, molecular function: ATP binding; protein kinase activity. Gene Ontology annotation, biological process: protein phosphorylation. The transcript is spliced from 5 exons.
AAAGUUGCUGAUUUCAGAGUUGCAAGGGUGCAGACUGAAUCUAGAGUAAUGACGGCAGAAACCGGAACAUACAGGUGGAUGGCACCCGAGGUUAUCGAGCACAAACCGUAUGAUCAUAUAGCUGAUGUGUUCAGUUUCGCGAUAGUGCUAUGGGAGCUUCUAACAGGCGAAGUUCCCUACUCAUACUUAACCCCAUUACAAGCAGCAGUUGGUGUGGUACAACAGGGUUUACGGCCUACAAUCCCGAAGCAGACUCAUCCCAAGCAGGCAGAACUGCUUGAGUGUUGAGCGGGUUAACUAACGGGUCAAAUGGGUCAAAAUGGCCCAGGUUGACCUGUUUGACUCCUUUAAAUAAAAGAUACCCCAAAUCAACCCAUGCAUAUGUAAAUGGGUCAAAACAUGUGUGUACCAUUGACUUGUAAUUAACGAUAUAACAUAUUGUUCGUUUUUAGGAGAAAUUUGGUGUGAAAUUGAUCAGAGACGAAGAAUUUGAGCUUAUGUCAACUCUUUACCUCCAAGUUAAUCAUAUUCAUUUACACUAAUCAACAUUAAUACAUUAUACUACUUAUUACUACAAUCACAACUUUUUUUUAAUCCAGACCGCUUUCACCUCAAAGGACUAUGGACGCGAAGAGAGGAAGCCCAUUGGGCCACGCACAACGCACCUUGCAUGUUCUCCAAGCACCAAAUGCAAACGAUAUCUUGAACGACAAGAGCGACCAUAGGGAGUUGUCGGAACUUGCAAAACAAGCAAAGAGGCUGGCCGAGGUUGCUAGGUGUGGAUUCACGAUACGACGUCUCUUUCGAGAAGGAAAGGGCUAACAGGGCAUACAUGGAGGGUCCGGUUGGCCCAAAGCCGUUUUAGAAGAAGCAUGAGCUCUAGACUCGACUAUGGCGAGGCAUUGUUGCCAUACUCGCAUGGCUAUACCGAACUAUGCUUUUCUUAACCCGCCAACAAAACAAAUGGAACACACAAAGGCCGAUUUUCAUUCGUUAGGUUCGCGCCACAAAUCGUGUAUCAUCAUAUCUAACCAUCCACUUCUGAUUGCGGCCCGCCAGCUCUCGCCACUAAACACGAGUUUACAAUGGCUUUGCCAUAUGCCGGUGCAUCAUAUCCUCAUCACACUACCAAAUAGGAGAUCAAGAUGAUGAUUUCUAUCAUUUUAUAAAUUUUAUUCAUGAUUCUUUGUAGAUUUAUGUUUUGUAUUU